AUGCACCACCUUUUCCGUCUAGUGCUGGGCCAGAGGGAUCUGUCACGCGCUGGCGACCUCUUCUCUCUGGAGGAUGCAGAGAUUGAGGACUGUCUCUCCGAGGCACUGGAGGAGAUCAAGGCCAUUUCUUGCUCUCCGGACUACCUGACCAAUGACAAUGACCAGGCAGUGGUGGAAAUUUGCAUCACACGUAUUACAACAGCGAUCCGGGAGACACACUCCAUCGAGAGACAUGGGGCGGCACUGGUCUCUCUGUGGGAGUCCUGCUUGGAGCACAACCUUCAGCCCCAGGGCAAGGAUGAGGACACGCCCCAUGCCAAAAUUGCCUCUGACAUCACCAGCUGCAUCCUGCAGAACUACAACCAGCCCCCUGUGAUGGCACUGGCAGUGCCUGUGGCCGUGAAGUUUCUCCAGAGAGGGAACAAGGAGCUGUCACGAAAUAUGUCAAGCUACCUGUCCCUGGCAGCCAUCGCCAAGGCCGAGCUUCUGGCCGAGCAUACGGAGGCCAUCACCUGUAGCGUGCUGCGAGGGAACCACAUGCUCCUGCGGGUCCUGCCGUCCGUGUAUAAGAAGCAGCCGGAAGCCAUCCACCUCCACAUUGGGGAACUGACGGCGAUGAUGCCCCAGCUGGAGCAGCCGGAGCAGCAGCACCUUCUCAGGCUGCUGCAGAUGGUAGCCAAGCAACACCCCCUGGUGUUAAGCUCUCUGGUGCCCUCUUUGGUGGGGUACCUCAGUGACCCUGUGCUCAAUGACUCAGUGCUAACGGUGUUGGUGGACGUAUCCCUGGCCAGCCCAGCCUCUCUGUCCUCCUUCCUUCCCACGCUAAGAGGUAUCGGACAGCAGUUUCCUGCUCUCCUGGGCCACGUCGCCAAGAUCCAUGGAGCUGUGGGACUGACCAAUGAGGAGCAGGCCCACAGUUCUCUGGUCUAUCUGGUGUCCCUGCUGGCCAGCAUGGAACACAGCAUCCACCACACCCUGCUGCUGGAAAUCCGAGGGCUGACUGACCGCUUCUCCUCCAUCCUGGGGGGAUGCGGGAAGGACAUCUACCGCAUGAGCAACAGCUUCACUGCCAUUGCCCGUCUGCUGGGCCGCCGCUUGGAAGCUGACUCUACCACAGCUAGGGCGGAGCAUGAAAUGGAACAGUGUCCCAAGCCCUGCGAUCUUGAGCCGGGCGCGGGUGACGCGGACGAGAACGAGAAGCUGCAGGUGAAGAUCCAGGCAUUUGAGGAGAAGAUGGGCGGAGAGGGGGAGAGCGAGAGAGAGGGCGAGGGUGGGCCGCAGCGUCGAUACAGCCUGGGCCAGGCCGCCCGAGAGGAGCGCCGGGAAAUGAGAUUCAACAGGUCAAAAAGCCUGGCCCUGCAUGCUGUUCGCUCCCGCUCCAUCAACUCAGAAAAUGGCCAGGAUGGCGAAGCGGGGGAGUUGAAUCCAGAUACGCUCCUGUUUGAGGGGUCACCCAGCCCAGAGAAUGGAGUGCUCACAGACGGAACCAGUGUCACGGCAGAGGAGACUGCCCAGGAGGGCCCUGUCCCUCCCAGCAAGCCCCAUGCCCCCACAGAAAUGCCCCAGGACCCCUGCCUGGAUGAACAGGGACAGACAGACAGGGGCAGCCUGCAGGAAAGGGACAGACUGUGGGUCCACCUGAGGGACAAUGAGGAGAAGAUUAGAGCCUUCUGUGCUGACAUCAUCAAACGCAUUCCUGUGCCAGAGCAAUGUGUUGUUGAAGACUCCAGCCGGGGGUGUGUGGUCAAGCUAUCCUUCUCCUGCCCUCUGAAGGGGCAUUACUGCCUCUACGGCAAGUCCAGCUUUCAGCUCAGCAGCCGCCAGCCACACCUCUGGAUACACAUCAUGUUGCUCUCCCAACAGAGUAAGGCCAGCGAGCCCCUCUCCUCAGAGGACAAGGUUGUACAGCUUCUGAAGGUCCUGUGGGAGAAAACGCAGAUCAAGGGACUGCACAGCUUUGAGACGGCUAUGAUUCAGGCUGGCUUCCCACACAAGAAGGAUUUGGACAGCUUGCAGGUACACCUGGAGGAAGUGCGUUUCUUCGACUUGUUUGGUUACAGUGAAGAGGCAGGAGGCUGGCUGUGCUUUAUGUGUAAUAAUCCAGAGAAAGCCACAGUUGUGAACCAAGAGGGCCAGCCACUAAUUGAGGGAAAGCUGAAGGAGAAACAGGUGCGGUGGAAGUUCAUCAAACGCUGGAAAACACGUUAUUUCACCUUGGCCGGCAACCAGCUCCUCUUCCGAAAAGGAAAAUCAAAGGAUGAGCUGGGCGACAGUCCCAUCGAGCUGAGCAAGGUGCAGAGCGUGAAGGUGGUGGCGAAGAAGAGGCGGGACCGCAGCCUGCCGCGGGCCUUCGAGAUCUUCACCGACAGCAAGACGUACGUGCUGAAGGCGCAGGACGAGAAGCACACCGAGGAGUGGCUGCAGUGCAUCAACGUGGCCGUGGCCCAGGCGAAGGAGAGGGAGAACCGCGAGGCCACCACGUACCUGUGACCCAUCCAUCAACCCGCACCAUCAUAAACCACAGCCACCUCUGACCUCUUAUCUCUGACCUCUUACCCUCCCCCAGAAUGCAAGGACUGAGAGCCCACUGCCAAUCUAUUAACAGAUUACUCCACUACUGGGAUCCACACCGAAGCCCUGCCCAGACCGUUAGCACUGCCACCACCUUCGAUCCCACCCACCGCAGUAGCACUGUGAGGACAGGUCCUAUAAGU
This is a messenger RNA of Megalops cyprinoides (Indo-Pacific tarpon), 2714 nucleotides long. It is a transcript of the gene veph1, whose product is annotated as ventricular zone expressed PH domain-containing 1. Gene Ontology annotation, cellular component: plasma membrane. Gene Ontology annotation, biological process: regulation of signal transduction. The record is from RefSeq and is a predicted model, not a curated record. Gene Ontology annotation, molecular function: phosphatidylinositol-5-phosphate binding. The coding region runs from base 1 to 2490 and encodes 829 amino acids. Lineage: Eukaryota; Metazoa; Chordata; Actinopteri; Elopiformes; Megalopidae. The transcript has 13 exons.